Prorocentrum cordatum is the source of this 3067-nucleotide messenger RNA. The record is from the annotation of a GenBank genome assembly. NCBI's taxonomy places the organism in Eukaryota, Dinophyceae, Prorocentrales, Prorocentraceae.
UCCGCGCCAGCGCGCGACGCAGCUGACUCGAGGGCGGGCGAGCGCGCGGGGGCCGGAGCAGGGCUGCGCCUGCGCAGCGACGCCUACGGCGUGCGCACGGGGAGGCGCAGACGAGCACAGUGCCCCACCUCUGGGAGAUCACACGGGGGGGGGCACCUCAACCGACGACACCCCGCACCACGGAACCUCACAGCAGCCCCGCACCCAGCCCGUGGGGCCGAUGUCAGAGGCCUACUGCGGACCUAAUGGCCUCUGCGAGGCCGUACAGGUGCGGGCCCAGCAAGAGGGGGGGGCCCUUGCGCGCACCACUGAAAGCCGAGCGGGAGGGAGGCAGGGAGGCGGCUGCGCCACAAGAGUCCGAUGCGGGUCGAACUGGGGAGAGACCGGGGUGUACCCUGACCUGAGCAGGUCGGCACCUCUCUGCAUGAGGGCACUGGCGCCAGCUCCGUGACAGCACGGGGGAUUCCAGUGCACAACCCAUGCCAAAGUGGCCCCUCUCCGCACGGACAGCAUAGAGGCGAGGCGGGGAGGACGAGCAGCAGGGUGGGGGGCUCGAUGCAAGCAGCGAGAGCCAACAACUAACGGAUAAAAACAGCGGCCUUCUGCCAUUGAGGCAGCGCCGCACGUCCACGCACCAUCUCCAGCCUGGCGGCACGCUAGGGCCUCUAGGGAUGCCGCGUCGCUCAGCGAGGGGCUCAGUGUCAACUCGACUCCCGCUCACAACUCACAACACCGUCCACGGGGAUGUCGAGAAGAAAACGGAGGAGGCUGGCUAUCUUGUUACAGAACAGCCCAUCAAAACUGGUAAGGGACAGCGCCGGGUCACGCGGCCCCACGGGGAGCCUCGGCGGCGACGUGCGUGGACGACUCGCCGGGCGCAUCCGCGGCGCGCGCUGCCUCCCCCGGGCGCGUCGCAGCGCGGGGCCGCCAGGCACCGCUGCUCCAGAACGCGCGCGCUCCGAAGCAUGGCAGCGCAUCCUGCGGCAUCGAGCAGGGACAUCGGACCGAAGCGGAGUGCGCAUCGGACGGGGUGCAUCUGCACGGAGCCGGCGUUGAGUCGGAUCGUCCGCGCCAGGAUGCACAACGACCCCAUGCGAACACCAGGCCACAUCGGGGGCAUCAAGAUCGAGUCGGAUCGAAGCGGCUGGAGCCGAUUUCGAACCGGGUCGAUCGGAUAGAGAUGGACCCUGUGGGCCACGUGGAGCGCCACGGCAGCGUGCGCCUGCGAGCGGCCAGCGCUAGAGGCUCCAGUGCCAGCCUCUGCUGCCACCAGCGUGUCGAAGUACGACUCCGUACCGAAGCUAACGAAGCACUCAACCACGAUAGGAGCCGUUGCAUUCAAACCAAUCUGCAAGGCACACGACUGACCGGUGCUGUGAUAGCUCGGGCAAUUUGACUUGCCACACAAGCGACGCCCAAUGUGCACUCGCCAGUGAUACCCGCUAAAGAUGUACGACAGUGCUGUCCGUAGCGCGGGAGUGAGAGUAGGAGUCAAGUUAGCAACUUCGAAAGGGCAAGGUUGGGGAAGAGGUGCUGAAGGUAGGCUAGGGGAUCAAAGCGCGGCAGCGCCUGCACCGCCAUGCAGGUCGACCGCCGGCGCUCGACCAAGCUGCACCACUUCAUGCCCCCUACGCAUGACAAGCCCAAACCUCAGGAGUCAUGGGACACCUCACUCGCAUAUGUAUUGAAGGCCCGUGGCCAUGCCCUUGCCAUGAAACAGGGCACCAUCGCCUCACUAGCGGCGCGCCUCGGUGUGGCUAGUCACCAAUGAUCGCGUGCCAGUCCAUCUUUGAGUUCUUCCGCCUUGCCGUGGGCGUCCUCGCCUCGAGGCGCUGCACGGAUCUUUCGCUGACCUCCUUGGCGGCGGCGUUGAUGCCAUUCCAGUUGUCGCUCUGCAACUUUUUCAUCAGCCUCAAGAACUCGGGGAACGAUAGCUCCUUGUUGCCGUCCUCCAUCAGAGCAAAAAUGAGGACCAUGACCAAGAUUUCGUGGGAUCUUGUCGAUGCGAUCUUGGUCAUAGUCCAUGCCCGCCGUCGCCAAUUGGGAACAUGAUUACAGCACUGACGCUGACUCAGAUGGACGGUGACCGAGAUCGACACAACGUUCCCGCGUUCAGCCCUGGUCAAGGUCCCAUUUUUUUGUUUCCCUCUAGACCUCGUCUACCUCGGCCAGCGCGGCGCGCAAGGCGCCUCCAGCACCAGAUCCCUCAUCGACAUGCACCAAUUUGCCGAGGAGGUAUCUGAGCUCCCCGUAGGACAUCAGCCCGGAAUUGUCGCAGUCGAAGCUGCUGAAGAUGGCUCGGAACUCUUUCACCUCGUCGCGGGACAGGCCCGUUGUAAUGCGAGCAUCCUCUUCAAGCGCGAGCAACUCCUCGUCGGCGUCGUCUUCCAUCUGCCGCAUCAUCCGCAGGAACUCGGGAAAAUCGAUCGCGCCGUCAUUGCUCUGCUCCACCUCCGACAGCCAGCGAGCCACCUUUUUAUAGUCAUCGUUAUUCCUUCGCAUUUCCGGGAAGGCUUCGUCCAGCAAAUUGGUAAGGCUCCUAUCUGCGAGCGUGAUCACGCCAGUCCCGCGGUCAUGUCGUGAGAACUGUACUUGAAAGGCUCGAACAUCCUCCUCGUCAAAGCCGUGGUUCUCGCGGCUUUUGUCCCUCGCUGCCCUCCAGUAGUCGAGCACUAGCCUCACCCAAUCCCACCUGUCGGCAGUCCCGUGAAACUUGCUGCUGUGCUCAUCCCAGACCUGCAUCAACUGCCGAACGUUGAGUCUGCAAUGCAAAUGGCGCGCGACCGCUGAGCGGAAUUCCUUCUCGGUGAUCCGGCCCGGCCAGUGCAGCUGAUUGCCAUCGUAAUGUUUCUCCAACGCUUCAAUUAAGUUCUCACGGAGACGCCGCACGAGCUUGACAAACUCUACCUCGCAUAUGUCAUCGCUCUUGUCGAAAUCGAAAUGGGGGAUCAUGUCUUGUACCUUCGUCACCGGCAAUGCCCAGCCUGCUUGCCGCAGCGCGCAACUCAACGGCAUCCCCGUGAGGCCCGCACUGCCACCAUUACUGUACUUCCUGUAGGACUGGCGG